AUGUUACUGGACAUGGAGAAUCAUCAUUCGCAGUUGAUGUCUCUGAACAUGCCACCCUUCGGCAACGGAGGCGGCACGGAUUCGGGCGCCGGUAGCCCUUUGCCUCCCCAUCAGUACAGCUCGCCGCCCAUCUACAACAACAGCUGUCAACAGGGCGGCAUGCAACCCCAACAUCACCAGCAGCAGUCCAUGAUGAUGUCCCAAUCGAUGUCUGCCGCUUUUGACACGUCCUACCUCUUUUCCGCAGGUGGUACCGGUGGUCUUCCCGGGCUGGAGAUGGGCGGUCCGGGCGGCGGGUAUUCCAUGCCCGGCAUCGCGCCCAUAACGCCUUCUGGAGACAUGCCCGAUACCAAGGACGGCAUCGAGGAGUUGUGCCCUGUGUGCGGAGACAAAGUGUCCGGGUACCACUAUGGACUGCUCACGUGCGAGUCCUGCAAGGGAUUCUUCAAGCGCACCGUGCAAAACAAGAAAGUGUACACGUGCGUCGCGGAACGCAGCUGUCACAUCGACAAGACGCAGAGGAAGAGGUGCCCCUUCUGCAGGUUCCAGAAGUGCCUCGACGUCGGAAUGAAACUUGAAGGUGAGUACCUCAAAUUUUCCAUGUUCAAAAAACCGCACGUUUUUUAUUUGAUCACUCUUCUCUCUCUUUAG
Molecule: messenger RNA, 651 nt
Organism: Acanthoscelides obtectus
Lineage: Eukaryota; Metazoa; Arthropoda; Insecta; Coleoptera; Chrysomelidae
Source: the annotation of a GenBank genome assembly